Messenger RNA from Zymoseptoria tritici IPO323, 1686 nucleotides. RefSeq lists its product as uncharacterized. Gene Ontology annotation, cellular component: mitochondrion. The transcript is spliced from 2 exons. Gene Ontology annotation, molecular function: FAD binding; catalytic activity. Lineage: Eukaryota; Fungi; Ascomycota; Dothideomycetes; Mycosphaerellales; Mycosphaerellaceae. Bases 1 to 1686 code for a protein of 561 amino acids. The record is from RefSeq and is a predicted model, not a curated record.
AUGUCGUCGAUACACCGCUGUAUACCGUCCCUACGGCGUCUCCGCCUCGCCAACAACACAUUCCAGCAGUCACCUCCUCUCCGCCUUCAAGCAUCACGACUCGCCUCACAACAACGAUGGCAGACGCAAGAAGCAACGACGACGGCCUCCAACGCCGAUGAAGGUCCUCCGCCGUCUCGAUCCGGUAUCAGCCAGAAGAAGAUCAAAUACACAACGGAAUCAUAUCCCAACAUCAAACGAGACUCGCGGUUCAAGGAGAUCAAUGCCGAGGAUGUGAAGUACUUUCGCGAGGUCCUGGGCGUAGACAAUGCCAUUAUCGAUGGAGUGAAUCAGGAUGCGACCGACGAUCUGGAAGCGUAUAAUGCCGACUGGAUGCGCAAGUAUCGUGGUCAAACGAAGCUCUUGUUGAAGCCAGGUUCGACAGAGCAGGUCAGCAAGAUCUUGAAAUACUGUAACGAGAACAUGAUCGCGGUGAACCCACAAGGAGGGAAUACAGGACUCGUGGGAGGAUCUGUACCAGUCUUCGACGAGAUCAUCAUAAAUCUGGGACGAAUGAACAAGGUUCGCGAUUUCGAUGAUGUGUCUGGCAUCCUUGUCGCGGACGCAGGAGUCAUUCUCGAGACGGCGGACAACUACUUGGCUGAGCGCGGCCAUAUCUUUCCUCUGGAUCUGGGCGCAAAGGGAACAUGUCAGCUCGGUGGAAACAUUGCGACGAACGCGGGUGGUCUAAGACUGCUGAGAUAUGGAAGCUUGCACGGCAAUGUGCUUGGCCUGGAGGCUGUCCUUCCCGAUGGCACUAUCGUUGAUGACCUGAGCAAGCUGCGAAAGAACAACACUGGAUAUGACUUGAAGCAGCUCUUCAUUGGUGGCGAAGGUACCAUCGGAAUUGUCACUGCGGUCUCCAUCAUCUGCCCGCAGCGCAGCCCCGCAGUGAACGUUGCAUACUUUGGUCUCGAAUCAUACGAGAAAGUUCAAGAAGCCUUCAAGGAGGCCAAGAAGUCUCUACAAGAAAUCCUCUCGGCCUUCGAGCUCAUGGACAACAACUCCCAACAAAUCUACAAACGUGCAUCCGGCGCGAAACUCCCACUGCAAGGCGAGCACCCCUUCUACUGCCUCAUUGAGACCUCUGGCUCAAACACCGAUCACGAUAGCGAGAAGCUCACUGCAUUUCUCGAACACGUAAUGGGCGAGGGCAUUGUUGAGGAUGGUGUGGUGGCAGAGAACGAAACACAAUCGCAAAAUCUCUGGGCGUGCCGUGAAGGUGUGAGUGAAGCAUCACAACACUUUGGUGGCGUCUACAAGUACGACCUUUCAAUCCCACUGCCAGAGCUAUAUUCUCUCGUCGAGGAGACUCGCGCGAAGUUCCAAGAAUCAGGAAUGAUGGACGCCGAGGACGAGAGCAAGCCGGUGAUUGAUGUUAUCGGAUAUGGCCACAUGGGUGACUCGAAUCUACACAUCAACGUAGCAACAAGACGAUACGACAAGGAGGUCGAGAAAGUACUCGAGCCGUGGGUGUUCGAGUGGGUACAGAAGCGGAAUGGAAGUAUAUCUGCCGAGCACGGCCUUGGACUGGCGAAGAAGGAAUUUAUUGGAUACAGCCGAAGUGAUACCAUGGUCAAGUUGAUGAAGGACAUCAAGAAUUUGUACGAUCCCAAUGGGAUCAUGAACCCUUACAAGUACAUAUAA